AUGGAGAUGGACAAAAGAUCGGCGAUGUGUACAUACCGCGUACGGCCUGGCCUUUACUCAGACGUGAGUGAGGUCGUCAAGGUCUGGAAUGCUGCGUUUGCUAAAGACCAACUCAUGGAUAUUCUAUUCCCGGGUCGACAAACCCAUCCAGAGUUACUGCUAGCUCAAGUCACGCGCCUCUUCUAUUCGCGCUACUGGACUCCUAACUAUGACUUGCACGUUCUUACAUCGACGACUGACGAUAAGCCUGUGGGCCUCACUUGGUGGAAGCGACCCGACUCUCAGCUGUCAUUCUACGAACGCUGGAUAUCUCCUUCUGCCUGGGCCUCGCCCGUCAUUCACGCUUGGUACUGGCUUCGCAACAAACUCUUCCCCAUCCCGAAUCUGGAUCAGCACGCAGCUGAAACUUUUGCACGUGUCUUUACGGAUAUUGAACCCAAGCUGCGAACAACCUCGAGGCGCCGCGAUGCUUGGUACCUCUCCACGCUGGCUGUUGAACCGUCACUUCAGGGUAAUGGCUUGGGAAGCAUGCUCUUGAACCAUGGGCUGGAAAGGGUUGACAAGGCUGAGGUAGCUGCUUGGUUAAUUGGUCUUGAGGGCAUUGAUAGCUUCUAUGAACGACACGGAUUUGUGACGGUCGAGAGGGCUAAUGUGGGAGAGCUGGGGCACUGGAAUGGUGGUUCUAUCAUGUUCAGAAAAGAUACGGCAUAA
Messenger RNA from Fusarium coffeatum, 711 nucleotides. RefSeq lists its product as uncharacterized. Lineage: Eukaryota; Fungi; Ascomycota; Sordariomycetes; Hypocreales; Nectriaceae. The transcript has 2 exons. Bases 1 to 711 code for a protein of 236 amino acids. The record is from RefSeq and is a predicted model, not a curated record. Gene Ontology annotation, molecular function: acyltransferase activity, transferring groups other than amino-acyl groups.